CACUCCGAGCCCGCCAGCCUGGCACAGCGGAGCCGCGCCGGGCAUGUGCUGAACUCUCCUACCUGGCAGGGCGCGCGCUCCUCGGCCAUGCUGAGCGCCUGGCUGGGGGCGCUGCUGCUCCUCUGGGUCGCGCCCAGGAUUUGGGGGGUCCUCCCGGCCGUCGAAGGACAACCGGUUGGAUCGCACGUGUGUAAAUAUGAGUGUGCCAAAUUCACCACCAAAAUCCCCUUGAACAAAUUGCAAAGCUACGAGAGGACAAACUGUGGGAAGUCCGGCAUCAUACUUACCACCAAGAUGAAUCGGACCUUUUGUGCCAACCCAGAUGACCAGUGGGUACAGGAUGUGAUGCGUAAACUCAAUCCAAAUAACGCCCCUCCAUCUUCGACGGUUGACCCUUCAGGGCUGGAACAGCAUGGUCACUUUGACACACUCUUAGGAAGUGCAGUCCCCAUGUCAUCUCAAACUAGGCAUCCCACUAAAACACUCAGCACAGCUGCCUAUGGAAUAUCAACAUCUUCUGUUACAAGAGCAGGAGAUUUGGGACCUUCUGCAAUCAAUUCCACGUUGCUGGGGCCGCAGACUGGAACACCUUCUGCCCGCUCCACUUCCAGGCCAGAAGUGGUUGUUUCCAAAACUGCAAUUCGACCUGAACCUUCUGCAAAUAGAAGCACACCUUAUUCUGCUGAUGGACCAAAGAGCUUGGAGGAAGGACUUGCUCCUGCUGGGAAAGGCCUGGAGGAUACCAGUGGAUCAACACGUGACUUGGUGGGACUGCCUGCUUCUCUAGGCACCAAAGCAACAGAGGCUGUUGAUGAUGAGGAUCACAAGGCAUCUCCUACGCAAUCAGCGCUCCAUCCCUCUAGCACUAUAAUAAACCUUUUAAAGAAAACUUUCACAUCUAAUGACAGGCUCCUGCCUUCCUCUGAUCCACAGGGUUCAGCAAUAAAACAAGUGGCUGAGAAUCCAAACGUUGGUCUCUCUACUGUCCCUCAAAGGGUGGACUUUUCUCGUGUAGAUGGUGCACAGGCCAGCACUGAUGGGAGCAAAAGCAGCUCUGUUAAAGACAAGAGUGACAUUGUGAGUGCUCAUGGGGAGGCUACGGAGGCAAACAGGCGUGCUUUUUCCAAAUCUUCAAGUACUCUGUCUCAAUCAGUUCUUCGAGAGGAACACUUUAUGGGCAAAAGCAGAGGAGAAGCCACCACAUCAUCUCCAGAAGUCCCCUUGACUUUUCUGCCCGGUGCCGUGGCUAGGUACCAAAUUCACAUCAUCGCCAUGGUUUUCCUGGGGUUUGCCUUCUGUGUCUACUUAGCUGUCACAGGACUGUGUGCUAAGAACCAUCAUUUUAUACGCCCCGUUCAAAGGAAUGUUGCUACGGCUACAAGACCGACCAGCCCCUUCCUGUUGCACGGAUAGUGAGAUACUACGAGACCCCCAGUGACUGUAACUUAGAAGCUGUGGUGUUUGUCAUGAGGAAUAAGAAAAAAAUCUGCGCUAACCCCAGUAAAUCGUGGGUGAGAAGGACAAUUGACAUCUUGGAGAGACGAAAAUAAAAGCAUGGUUUAUAAGAGCUAGUGAUGUGCCACACUCCGACCUUAGGAAAGAUGGUCGCUAACUCUGCCUCUUUCCAGAUCUUCACACAACUCCUUCUUGCGGUAUCUUUUUCAUUGCUAUAUUCUGCAUGUGAAAUCUAAGUGGCCCUGAAAAUGUUCUAACUGAUAUGGGCUCCACACUCACACACAAAUCCUAUGAAAAUUAUAGUUUUGUGAAUUGCUAAGAAGUGUCCAGAAUUCCUUGUUUGGGAAUAAGUCAGGUGAAAAACCAGUUUGCAUCCUCCUCUUGUUCCGCCACGGCCUUUCAAAGUAUAACCAUUAAAUUGUAAUAACAGAACAAAAUGUUCAGUCAGACCGAAUUCUUGCUUACUGAGAAUGUAUUUUUGAAGCUGUUUUUACAUUUGUGUUUGUUAGGGAAUUACAUUUGUAUUUGUUUUAUGGAAUUUUAAACCAGAUGUAACCUUCUAUGAAUUCUUGUUUAAAGGAGAAAGCUGGAAUAUGAGUGUGAGCUAUGAAAAUAAAAUAAAAUAAACAUGAUAGUU
Molecule: messenger RNA, 2092 nt
Organism: Sphaerodactylus townsendi
Lineage: Eukaryota; Metazoa; Chordata; Lepidosauria; Squamata; Sphaerodactylidae
Gene: CX3CL1
Product: C-X3-C motif chemokine ligand 1
Exons: 5
Coding region: 88-1413 (441 amino acids)
Biological process (GO): cellular response to interleukin-1; positive regulation of GTPase activity; G protein-coupled receptor signaling pathway
Cellular component (GO): extracellular region
Molecular function (GO): CCR chemokine receptor binding; chemokine activity
Source: RefSeq, a predicted model, not a curated record